Molecule: messenger RNA, 1223 nt
Organism: Cololabis saira (Pacific saury)
Lineage: Eukaryota; Metazoa; Chordata; Actinopteri; Beloniformes; Belonidae
Exons: 3
Coding region: 21-1223 (400 amino acids)
Molecular function (GO): RNA binding
Source: RefSeq, a predicted model, not a curated record
UGAGUAGCGGCCACACCGGGAUGGACGGCCGCAGGACGGUGGUGGUGUCCGGCGUGCCCGACGUGCUGCCCGGCAGGAUGGCCGACAAGCUCACCAUCCACUUCCAGAGCGGCCGGCGGAGCCGCGGCGGGGACGUGGACGCCGUCACGUUCCCCACCGAUGUGAGCGGGGUCGCCUUCGUCACGUUCACCCGGGAGGAAGAUGCAGCCCGGGUGGUGAAGGCGGAGCGGCAGGUCCUGCAGGACGAGGAGUUUCCUCAGAGCUACAGUCUCACCGUGUUCCCCUUCGGGAGGGAGGUGUUCUUGUACGUCCCCCGCGCCACCCUGGAUCUCUCGGCGCUGGGCGGCGACCCCGACUCCCUGAUCCGGGCCCUGCAGUCGUCUCACAGGUCCAUCCGCUUCCAGUGGUCGCCCCAGCGGAGGACGGCCACCAUCGAGGGCCCGUUCGCUGCCGUCCAGGCCCUGAGGGAGGACCUGGUCCGCAGGGCCCAGACCGCCGAGCGCGGAGAGACCCCGGGUCGCCCUCGUUCCCGGGCCGGUUCGCUGUCGCGGACAAGUCCAAACACGGCCCGGUGCCAGAAGGACAGCCGGGACGAAGAGGCGGCGCUGAAAGCUCCACGCAGACUUGAACCGCCCACAAAACACAGAACUGUGCCGUCAGAGCCGCGUCACAGGGAGGUGGAGGGAGAAGCCGGGGCUGCAUUGGUCUCCUCACGUCUGGACCCGGUCCUGCUGGAAGACACAUCAGGAGGGAGUCUUUCUGGUCUGGGCCGGUCGAGUUCCCGCCCCAGCAGGAGCAGCUCCAGGACCGGUGCGCGGCAGCGUCCCCCUGACUCCGAGGACAUCUGGGUGGACCUGAACACCUUCAGGUACGUCCAGCGGUUCCACCAGCGGGACCUGGACGGGGUCCUGGAGGGUGAGGUCCCCGAGGGAGGCGACCUGAUGCUGUUAACGGUGUCGGAGUCGGGGACCCGCCGCGGGGAGAAGCUGAAGACUCUGAUGGCCGACUGGCAGUCGCAGCUCCGGUGUCACCGGGUCUCCUACGACCCGGCGGCGUGGCCCAGCCGGCAGGAACUGGUGCAGAUCUGCGAAGAGGCCGAGCUGCGCUACGACAACGUGCUCUACGUGCUGGAGGACUCCUGCAUCCAGGUGGUCGGCCCCUCGGGGGCCAGUCUCCUGUUCACCAUGAUGGUGGAAGAAAACAUGAGGGGAAAGUCCUGUUGA